CAAUAUUUUAUCACCAAGUUGAAUUCUCUCGGCUCUUUUUCCAUCAGAAACGAGCACUGAACUCAAAUAGCCGGAGUUGCUUGUAGCCGCCGGCGAUCACAUCUCUCACGGCCAAGUCCACCGCUCUAUAUUCAUCUCUCACUCACUCAACCUUCAUUUUCGUUUUAUUCUUCCAAUCAAAAGAAGGCAGAUCAUGGGAACAUCAGUGCAAGUAACACCACUUUGUGGAGUUUACAAUGAAAACCCUCUCUCUUAUUUGGUUUCCAUUGAUUCUUUCAACAUCCUCAUCGACUGUGGUUGGAAUGACCACUUCGACCCUUCACUCCUUCAACCCCUUUCCAGGGUAGCAUCAACUAUAGAUGCUGUUUUACUUUCACAUCCUGAUACACUUCACCUUGCCGCCUUACCAUAUGCCAUUAAGCAUCUUGGACUUUCUGCUCCUGUUUAUUCAACUGAGCCUGUUUAUAGAUUGGGACUUCUCACUAUGUAUGACCACUUCCUCUCCAGAAAGCAAGUGUCCGACUUUGAUCUCUUCACUCUAGAUGAUAUUGAUUCUGCUUUCCAAACUGUAACAAGGCUAACAUACUCUCAGAAUCAUCAUCUCUCAGGAAAGGGAGAGGGAAUCGUCAUUGCACCACAUACUGCUGGACAUCUUUUGGGAGGUACGAUAUGGAAAAUUACAAAGGAUGGUGAGGAUGUCAUAUAUGCUGUUGAUUUCAAUCAUAGGAAAGAAAGGCAUUUGAACGGAACUGUUCUAGGUUCUUUUGUUCGCCCGGCUGUUCUAAUAACCGAUGCUUAUAAUGCUUUGAAUAAUCAGCCUUACAGACGUCAAAAGGACAAAGAAUUUGGAGAUAUCUUAAAGAAGACUCUAAGGGCAGGUGGCAAUGUGUUACUACCUGUUGACACUGCUGGACGAAUAUUGGAACUUAUUCUGAUGCUGGAAUCGUAUUGGGCGGAUGAAAACUUGAACUAUCCUAUUUACUUUCUUACAUAUGUUGCAUCCAGCACUAUUGAUUACGUGAAAAGUUUCCUUGAGUGGAUGAGUGAUUCCAUAGCGAAGUCCUUUGAACAAACUCGUGAAAAUAUAUUUCUUCUGAAGAAUAUCACACUUCUGGUUAGCAAGGCUGACCUCGACAAUGCUCCUGACGGUCCAAAGGUUGUUCUAGCAUCCAUGGCAAGUUUGGAAGCAGGUUUUUCACAUGAUAUAUUUGUUGAGUGGGGGAACGAUGUCAAAAAUCUUGUGCUUUUUACUGAAAGAGGCCAGUUUGGCACACUAGCUCGUAUGCUACAAGCUGAUCCACCUCCAAAAGCUGUCAAAGUCACUGUGUCGAAGAGAGUUCCUUUGGUUGGUGAAGAGCUAAUUGCCUAUGAGGAAGAGCAAAACCGAAUAAAGAAAGAAGAAGCUUUAAAAGCAAGUCUUAUGAAAGAGGAAGAAUUUAAAGCAUCUCAAGGGGCUGAUAAUAAUGCUAUUGAUCCAAUGAUCAUUGAUACUGGCAAUAGUCAACCAUCACCAGAAGUGGCUGUUCCUAAAAAUGGAGGAUACCGAGAUGUAUUUAUUGAUGGAUUUGUUCCCCCUUCAUCUAGUGUUGCCCCAAUGUUUCCCUGUUAUGAGAAUAUAACAGAAUGGGAUGAUUUUGGUGAAGUCAUAAAUCCAGAUGAUUAUGUAAUUAAGGAGGAAGACAUGGACCAGGCAGCAAAUAAUGUAGGUGGUGAUUUAAAUGGAAAACUAGAUGAAAGUGCUGCAAGUUUGAUAUUUGAUACAAAGCCAUCAAAAGUUAUAUCUGAUGAAAGGACUGUCCAAGUCAGAUGUUCAUUGGUUUACAUGGAUUUUGAAGGUCGUUCAGAUGGAAGAUCAAUUAAGAACAUUCUCUCCCAUGUUGCUCCCCUAAAGCUGGUUUUGGUGCAUGGAUCGGCUGAAGCUACAGACCAUUUGAAGCAGCACUGUCUAAAGAAUGUCUGUCCUCACGUUUACGCUCCCCAAAUUGAAGAGACUAUUGAUGUUACCUCUGAUUUAUGUGCUUAUAAGGUUCAAUUAUCUGAGAAGUUAAUGAGUAGUGUACUCUUCAAAAAGCUGGGAGAAUAUGAAGUUGCUUGGGUUGAUGCUGAAGCAGGGAAGACAGAAAAUGACAUGCUUUCGCUUCUCCCCGUUUCCGGAGCGCCUCAUCCACAUAAAUCUGUUCUUGUUGGUGAUUUGAAAUUGGCAGAUUUCAAGCAGUUCCUCUCCACCAAGGGUGUUCCGGUGGAAUUUGCUGGCGGGGCUUUGCGUUGUGGUGAAUAUGUAACUGUUCGGAAGGUUGGGGAUGCAACUCAGAAGGGUGCUGGUUCUGGUACUCAGCAAAUUAUUAUUGAAGGUCCUCUAUGUGAAGAUUACUAUAAAAUUCGAGAUUAUCUCUACUCGCAGUUUUACUUGCUUUAGAUUUGGUUGUACAAGUGCAUAGGCUAACCGUUAACUUCUUACCUUCCCUACCCUGUUUUCCAAAAAAGGCAGAAUGCAAAGUACUAUGUAGAUGCUUGUAAACAUGGUUAAUUUCGUAGCCAUUCUAACAAGAUUCACAGGAGCUGUUAUCCAUUUUCGAAGUUUUAAAUGAAGAAAUCACACUGCAUUAUUCUCGGUUUCUACCUCAAAUUUACAUCAACCAUCAUAUAUCAACUGGGGUAUAUGAACUUUUCAAGUGUGUUUGCUCUAUUUGUAUUGGUAGAAAAGGAAUUUAAUAUGUUCCUAUUUGUCUGUGUCAUUACUUUUCAUCUCUAGUAUAUGCAGUGUUUAGACACUAACAUUGAAUUAGAUAGAUAAACAAAUCUGUGUAGAGAUCGUUUCUUUUCAUCCUUUGAUAAUUUGGACCUUUACUUAUAUUAAGAACUUAUUGUUUACUGAA
Molecule: messenger RNA, 2876 nt
Organism: Medicago truncatula (barrel medic)
Lineage: Eukaryota; Viridiplantae; Streptophyta; Magnoliopsida; Fabales; Fabaceae
Product: cleavage and polyadenylation specificity factor subunit 2
Exons: 17
Coding region: 194-2416 (740 amino acids)
Biological process (GO): mRNA 3'-end processing by stem-loop binding and cleavage
Cellular component (GO): mRNA cleavage and polyadenylation specificity factor complex
Molecular function (GO): RNA binding
Source: RefSeq, a predicted model, not a curated record